Lutzomyia longipalpis is the source of this 2243-nucleotide messenger RNA. RefSeq names its product deubiquitinase MYSM1-like. The record is from RefSeq and is a predicted model, not a curated record. Gene Ontology annotation, biological process: double-strand break repair. The transcript has 4 exons. Gene Ontology annotation, molecular function: metallopeptidase activity; polyubiquitin modification-dependent protein binding. Bases 120 to 2192 code for a protein of 690 amino acids. Gene Ontology annotation, cellular component: BRISC complex; BRCA1-A complex. Lineage: Eukaryota; Metazoa; Arthropoda; Insecta; Diptera; Psychodidae.
AGUUGUGUUCUGUCAGUGUUAAUUUUGUUGUGUGUAAAAUUAAUCUUCAACAAAAAUAUUAAUUUUUUAUUGAAAAUCAAUGAACUUUCACAACCGGAAGCCCCAAGAUUUCACGCAGGAUGUCCAAAAUCACAGAGGAAGAGGAAGAAAUUGACAUAAUUGGGGAUUAUGAGAGAGAAAUAUCCAACAUCAGCUCCGGGCAGAUACUCUCCUGUGAGUACACUGUCCACCCCCGUUGGCUCACUGACAAUGCUGACCUCUGGGCUGAAAGUGGAAAAGAUGCCCAUCCGGAAAUUGAAUUAUCAGAGGAAAUUAGUGAAUUGGAAUGGACAAAUCAGCAGGUUUCGGACAAUUUAAUAGUCCUGGACAAAGAUCUGCCGGUAACAAUUCAAGAGGAAGUUGUGGCAUCCUCAUCAAAUAAUGCGGGAAAACCCAAAAAGACUCUCCUGCAUCCCAAGAGGGAAUUCCUCAAGAAAUCACUGCAUUUGGAGAUUUUUGAGUCAUCUUCGCAAUCCAAUGUGGAAUCAAAUGAACGUUCACGCCUCCCAUCGCUAUCGGAGAUGAGUGACUGUGAUAGUGGUAGCAAAUGUUCUCAGCGUAUCCCUGCUGAGACAUCUUCGCUGCCACCGCAACAUCCAAAGGAUGUUGUAUCCCCAAAGAGGAAAAAACUGCGAAGGAAGCACACAAGUCGCCCUCCUAGACACAAAAAAUCUCAUCAGGAUGCUGACAUCAUUGGGGAAAAUAUCACAAUUAUCCACGAUCUGGGACAACCAAACACCAGAGAUCACGAGGAGUGGAAUAAUGGGGAAAUUGAGAGAAAACCAUCAUCCACAAGAGAUGAAACAGAUGAAGAAGUUGAUAUUGAGACAGAAGAUCAUCCAGUUGAGCUGAAAAUUCCUCUUCCGGAAAAUUCCCACAUGCCGUCUCCUGUGGAAGAGAAGAAACAAGACUCCCCGGAGAAAGUCCCUCCACGUCGUGAAGCCUCCCAAGAGAUCAAAGAAAUUCUCGAUAGUGAAGAAAUCCCGCGGGAAGAACUAAAAAUCAAUCCCAAUGAAAUAACUCCCAUUGAAAAGUAUAUUUUUGCCGAAUUUUUCGAUGGGAGACAAACAAAAACUCCCGAUCGCUUCCUGAAGAUCCGCACGCAUAUCAUCAAUUCGUGGAUAAAUGCAAAACCAUCCUACGUGGGGAAGACAGCUGUGAGGAAUGGCCUGAAGAAUUGUGGAGAUGUCAAUUGCAUUAGCAGGAUCCACACGUUCCUCGAGCAGGUUGGAGUCAUUAAUUUUGGGCAUUCUGGAGAAUAUUUUCACUACAUUCGUCCUCUUUGGCGACUUCUGGAUGCCUUUACGACUGUUUCCAAGAAAAGCUUCACUCCAGCAGAUGGAAAAGUCACGGCGGUGCCCACAAAGAGGAAUCGCAUUCGAUACAGUGAAGGGGUAAAUGUGACAAUUCAGCACACGGAAGAUACCCUCCUCCGAAUCCCAGCUGCUCGUGCGAAGAAUCAACAGCAAUGGAAGCGAUCGCGAGACAUUGAACUGGUCAAAUGCAGAAAAUUCUCUCCCACAGAAAUCCCUCCGUUUUCUGUUAAAAUCACCCUCGGGACCCUCCUGUGCCUCCACCUGCACUCCUUGUCAUCCCACUACGAAGUAAUGGGCUUCCUCGGUGGUCAUCGGCAUUCCAACACAAUCUUCCUGCAACGCUACAAGCCCUGCCGAACGUCCAAGCAGAGUGGAACAAUGUGUGAAAUGUGCCCCGUAUCGCAGGUUGAGCAAGCCGAUAGUCUCAUAAUGGGGGGCUUCCAGCUACUCGGAUGGUUCCAUUCACACCCCCUCUUCCCCCCAAAUCCCUCGAGAAUGGACAUUGAAACCCAAGGAGAGAUUCAGAGGCUAUUCUCAGCAGACGAUACACCCUUCAUGGGCUUCAUCCUUGGGUGCGUUGAGAUGAACUUCAAGUGCAUCUACAACUACAUCCUCGAUGAAUCUCUCGAUUCGGAAUCUGCCGUCUAUGAGAUUGAUGUUGAAAUUAUACCUGAACACAGUGAUCUGCAGAGUGAUCUUCGGGAUAUUCUUCCUUUUUGCGGGAAAUUGAAUGAGCAAACAGUACAGAAGUUUAAGGACUCCGCAAGGACGCUCCUUCAGCAGCAGGGAUUGAGCUGUGACAUUGAGAACCUUCUCAAUUUUUCCAGUUGUGUUUAAACCAUCAGUCACGCCGGAAAUAUUUUUAAGGAAUAAAUAAUUUCUAAAAUA